Vicia villosa (hairy vetch) is the source of this 1773-nucleotide messenger RNA. RefSeq lists its product as uncharacterized. The record is from RefSeq and is a predicted model, not a curated record. NCBI's taxonomy places the organism in Eukaryota, Viridiplantae, Streptophyta, Magnoliopsida, Fabales, Fabaceae. Bases 1 to 1773 code for a protein of 590 amino acids. The transcript has 2 exons.
AUGGCCACCACAGCUCCAUGUGCAAAUAGUCCUCGUCUCAAUCCACAAUUCGCGAGGACUGCCGCCAACGGACGGACAUCUGAAUUGAAGACCGGUAUUCUACAGCUCAUCUGUGCAAGUCCUUUCGCCAGAUUUGACCAUGAAGACCCAUACACACACCUGACUCGAUUCUAUGAGUUAGCGGGUACUACAGGUGUAGCCCAAGCUGAUGAAGAGACAUUGUUCAAAAGGUUGUUCCAAUAUUCUUUGCUAUCAAAGGCUAAAGAUUGGUAUCUAGAUCAACCUGAAGCAGUAAUGACUGAUUGGAAUACUCUGGAAGAAAAAUUCUUGGAACGAUUUUACUCUCAAAACCGGUUCUUUGACGCAAAGACAACAAUUGCGGUAUUCUCUCAAGGUAGUAAUGAAUCAUUGAAUGAAGCUUGGGAAAGAUAUAAAGCUAUGCUGAGGAAAUUCAAGGGACACGGAUUUGCAGAAGUUGAUCAAAUUCACAUGUUCCGUAACGGUCUUACACCUACAAAUAAGACACUUUUGGACGCCACAACUGGUGGCUCAUUAAUGUCCAAAACAACUGCUGAAGCAAUUCAAAUAAUUGAGAGAAUAGCCCUAAAUGACCGACAGGAGCUUAAUGGAGUCUCAAAUUCCUACCAAGUUGCUAAGUGUGAGUUAUGCAAAGGAGAUCAUCAAACCGGAUUUUGCCCACCAGUCUUGGCAGAAGAAGUGAACUACAUGAACAACAACCAAGGACAAAGGCAAAAUCAGUACCCAAAUCUUCUGUCGUAUCAACAGAGUUAUCCUCCAAGGAAUAACAAUCAAGGUUAUCAACAAAGACCUAACAAUCAAGGUUACCAACAGCAAACAUUUCAACCUUACACUCAACCGUCACCACAACAACAAGGAGGACCGUCUAAGUUGGAAGAAACUAUGACGCAAUUCAUGCAGAUGUCAAUGACAAACCAGAAAAACCAAGAUGCAGCAAUCAAAAAUUUGGAAACUCAAGUGGGGCAACUUGCAAAACAAAUUGCAGCUAAUCAGUCGAAUGCGACAUUCUCCGCCAACACUCAAGAGAAUCCGAAAGAACAUUGCAAAGCAGUGGUAACUAGAAUUGGUCAGAAAGGUGGUGAGGAGGAAAUUGAAGCCAAUGGUACUGAGAAGGAAGAUGAUGACCGUGCUGCGGAAUAUGAGGAUAAUGAAAUCAUUGUAGGUGAGAUGAAUAAAGAUGAAGAGAGAGAAACAGAUGAGACCAAGAAGGGAAGUGAGAGGAUGGAGAAAAGGAAAAGUGCUAAGAAAAAGAUGUCAGAUAAUGUGAUACCAAGUCAACAUCUACAAUAUCCCCAGGCUCCAUCAAAGAAGGACAAUGCCAGGCAAUACGCCAGGUUUAUGAGCAUAUUUAAACAACUUCACAUAAACAUCCCAUUUGCCGAAGCAUUGGAGCAAAUGCCCAAGUAUGCUAAAUUCAUGAAGAACAUGCUCACAAAUAAAAAGGGAUACACAGAUGAGGAGACCGUGUUGCUUGAUGCCCAGUGUAGUGCCGUAAUCCAAAGAACUACUCCAAGAAAGGAAUCCGAUCCGGGACGAGUCACUUUGCCAUUAAACAUUGAAGGUAACUUCACUGGUGAUGGGUUGAUUGAUCUGGGGUCUAGCAUCAACUUAAUUCCUUUAUCCAUUGUCAAGAAACUAGGAAAUAUUGUGAUGAAGCCUACUAGGAUGACAUUGCAAUUAGCCGACAAGUCUAUCACUUCACCAUAUGGAGUGGUUCAAGAUUUGCUAGUAUAA